Molecule: messenger RNA, 2560 nt
Organism: Stegodyphus dumicola
Lineage: Eukaryota; Metazoa; Arthropoda; Arachnida; Araneae; Eresidae
Cellular component (GO): cytoplasm
Source: RefSeq, a predicted model, not a curated record
UGAAGCAAGAGAGAAAUCUAAAGCCGUUAGAUUUAGGGAAUGUAAAUAACUAUGAUGUGUGUUAUAUAUAUGUAAUUAAAAAGUAAAAUGAGUUAUCGAAAGAAUAACUCCAACAAUUCGAGAAUUUUCAAUGUGUCGCAGAUGCCCUCUUUAAAUAAACGGAUUGCGACCGGUUUUUGAAACAUGCAUGCCAUUGAUUAUAUUUACGUUUAAACGUUGUGCUGAUAUUAAAGGGUCAAGGUGAUUUUUUUUUAAACAGUGUCUAUAUUAAAGGGUCAAGGUGAAAUGUGGCUCGCUUCCAUAUACAUUUCUUCUUGCAGCAAUGUUUAGUCGUUAAGUCGUAAUGCAGUUAAUUUUGUGUUAUUUAUAGAACGCACUGUAGAUGAUCCGAGUAGAAUUUUUUUUAAUAAGAAGUUUGUGUAUGUUAUCAAGCUGUCAGGCGUCUUAUCAAGCGUUGCUAACUGUGAUAAGAUGGCAAAAGUAAACGUAUAGCUGAUUCACCUGUUUUAAUAAUCAACGAAUUUCCCUUUUAGAGUUCACUUCUGGUGCAUAUUUAAAACAGGUUCAGGAUGAGUGAAGAAAAUUAAUCUGCUAAUGGACUUUUUUAAAGAUAAAUGAAUGUUGAGAGAUAUAAUUAUUUUAUUAAAAGGGAAUAUUUAUAAAAAAGGUAAUAUUUUAAAUAUAAUGAUGGAACUAUCAUGGAAGCACAUCAGUUAACUACUGUCAAUUGUGAUUAUAUUACUGAAAUACAAGGAAAGUUUAGUAAUGUAAAUUUUAAACGCCUUGAGAGAACUGAUGGUCAGUUUAUUACCAAUCCUCAAAUGAGGAAUAUUGACAAUGAUUCAAGAAUUUUUGUAGAGACCCAAGUCAAAAGGACUUUGUUCAAUACAUGUUCCCGAUUUGUAUCAGAAGAUGUAAAUAAAAAAUUAUCCUAUUUCUCUCAAGAUGAAGAUAAAGAUGAAAUUUAUAAACUUGAUGAUCCACAUGAUUUGCUUGCUGGAGAAAAAUAUGUUAUUCAGAAUAUAGGUCAUGCAACACAGCUAAUUCAAAUUCUCAAUUUUAAUAUUUUGACAGACCCAGUAUUUAAUAACUUGAGUCGAAUCCUUUAUCCAGAAAAAACGAAAUCCCAUCCUAACAUUGAAAAGCUACCUAAAAUUGAUAUUGUAAUUAUUUCACACAAUCAUCGGGAUCAUGUAGAUAAAAGCUCAAUGCAAAAACUAUUGGAAUACCAUGAAAGAAAACAGUGGCCUCAACCACAAGUAUUUGUACCUAUGGGAGAUAAAAAAUUGUUUGAGAGUUUUGGAUUUGAACACGCAGAAGAAGUUGAGUGGUAUACAAAAAUAUCUGUAACUAAAGAUAUGAAAAGUACAGUGAAUUUCGUUAGUAUACCAGCAAAUCAUCGUUCUGGAAGAUAUGGUAUUGAUAAUCACAAAUCAUUAGUUAGUGGAUGGAUAAUAAACCCUGAGCAGGAAGAUGUAAUAUUUAAAUAUUCUGGAGACACAAGAUCUUUAUCUGAUGAAAAUCAACUAGCAACUGAUGCAGUACUUUGGAAUGAAAUAAAAAAUAAAAAUAGAAAUAAAGAAGAACAUGAUAAUAAUAUCAAUAUACCAGAUAUUAUUUGUUUUGAACCUAGUGGUCCAAAUUAUACACGUUGUGACAUGGAUGUCACUCAUCAGUCAACUUCAUAUAGUGCCCUUUUAAAAUUCCUGGAAAUUAAGAAUCUUGCUGAUUUGAGUGGAAAAAGUUGUCAGGAAUUUUUGCAGAAAAUUCAGACUAUUAUGAUACAUCAUAAUAAAUUUGAACUUGGACCUGACAGAUUUAAUGAAGGUUUAUUUAUUUUGAAAAAAUUACUUCAGUAUUUAGAACUAGAUGAUGAAGAAUUAAAUAGAGAAUUUAUAAGGCAGAGGAAUAAAACAGAGCAUAAUCUUGACAAGGAAAUGUUAAGAAAAAGUACACCUUGUAUAGCAAGGCCCCUUAUUGCUAGUUUACAAAGUCCAUCAUCAAUAUUAAUCCGUGCGAAAGAUUUCAUAAUAACAGAAAUUAUAAAUGUAACUAAUAAUCUAAAAGAGAAACACCACCUUGUAGAAUACUUGAUAAAUAAUACUGUAUUUCCAAAGAUUGGUGAGAGGUUGAAUAAUGAACAGAUUGCAAGUUUAAAGUUUGAUGUAAAAAGUGUAAAAAAAUAUAGAUUGAAGAACAGAGAUUCAAUUCAAGAGGUGCAAUCAACCAGUCCAGUGCUUGAAAAAAAAAAGUAAUUUGUGAAUGAGGUAAAGGAUCGUCAAGUGCCAUAUGAUAUUUUAUAAAACAUAUUGCUUGAUUCCGUGUAAUUCUGCACCAGAAAUUCAGGCCCCUUAGCAUUAUCAUUUAUUUUUGCAUAUUAAUCUUUGGUUUUCUGUUAAAAAAUAUUCUAAAGAUGUGUUUUGUAAAACAUUUUCAGUAAAUUUCUCCUAAUGCCAGAAUUUUCAAUUUCUUAGCAACCUAAAAAUGGAAGUUUCAAGGAAAGAUUCACUGAUAUAACAAAAUGUGUAUCCAUUCAUUAAAGUAAUUUUUUUAAUUGAAA